GCCGCUGUCUUGGGGGAGCCGCGGGCGAAGGCCCGGGAGCAGCGGGCCGCGGCCGACGCGAUGCUGUUCCCGGGGAGCGCUGGCGGCUCCCGCUGAGGAAGGCGGAGCACGGCGCUGCCUCCUCAGGCCCCCGGCGCCGCCUAUGUGCGCGUCCCUGGGCCCGGGUCCCGUCGCCGCGUUGCCCGCAGUGGCGCCGCCCUCGCCUCACGGGUCCUGGCGCUCCGGCGGCCGCCGGGACUGUGUCCCGCGCGAGGGGACGCGCCCGGGCGGCGCGGGCGUCUGGCAGGUCCAAGGGUAGCCAAGGAUGGCUGCAGCUUCCUAUGAUCAGUUGUUAAAGCAAGUAGAGGCCCUGAAGAUGGAGAAUUCAAACCUUCGACAAGAGCUGGAGGAUAAUUCCAAUCACCUUACAAAACUGGAAACUGAGGCAUCUAAUAUGAAGGAAGUCCUUAAACAACUUCAAGGAAGUAUUGAAGAUGAAGCUAUGGCUUCUUCUGGACAGAUUGAUUUAUUAGAGCGUCUUAAAGAACUUAACUUAGAUUGCAGUAAUUUCCCUGGAGUAAAACUACGAUCAAAGAUGUCCCUGCGAUCUUACGGAAGCCGGGAAGGAUCUGCAUCCAGUCGCUCAGGAGAGUGCAGUCCUGUUCCUGCGGGGUCCUUUCCAAGAAGAGGGUUUGUAAAUGGAAGCAGAGAAAGUACUGGAUAUUUAGAAGAACUUGAAAAAGAGAGAUCAUUACUUCUUGCUGAUCUUGACAAAGAAGAAAAGGAAAAAGACUGGUAUUAUGCUCAACUUCAGAAUCUCACUAAAAGAAUAGAUAGUCUUCCUUUAACUGAAAAUUUUUCCUUACAAACAGAUAUGACCAGAAGGCAAUUGGAAUAUGAAGCAAGACAAAUCAGAGUUGCAAUGGAAGAACAACUAGGUACUUGUCAAGACAUGGAAAAACGAGCACAGCGAAGAAUAGCCAGAAUUCAACAAAUAGAGAAAGACAUACUUCGUAUACGACAGCUUUUACAGUCCCAAGCAACAGAAGCAGAGAGGUCAUCUCAGAGCAAGCAUGAAGCCGGCUCACAUGAAGCCGAGCGGCAGAGUGAAGGCCCAGGAUUGGCAGAAAUUAGCGUGGCACCUUCUGGUAGUGGUCAGGGUUCAGCCACACGGAUGGACCACGAAACAGCCAGUGUUUUGAGCUCAAGUAGCACACACUCUGCUCCUCGAAGGCUGACAAGCCACCUGGGCACCAAGGUGGAAAUGGUGUAUUCAUUGUUGUCAAUGCUUGGUACUCAUGAUAAGGAUGAUAUGUCGCGAACUUUGCUGGCUAUGUCUAGCUCCCAAGACAGCUGCAUAUCCAUGCGACAGUCUGGAUGUCUUCCUCUUCUCAUCCAGCUUUUACAUGGCAAUGACAAAGACUCUGUAUUAUUGGGAAAUUCCCGGGGCAGUAAAGAGGCUCGGGCCAGGGCCAGUGCAGCACUCCACAACAUCAUUCACUCACAGCCUGAUGACAAGAGAGGCAGGCGUGAAAUCCGAGUCCUUCAUCUUUUGGAACAGAUACGAGCUUACUGUGAAACCUGUUGGGAGUGGCAGGAAGCCCAUGAACAAGGCAUGGACCAGGACAAAAAUCCAAUGCCAGCUCCUGUUGAGCAUCAGAUCUGUCCUGCCGUGUGUGUUCUGAUGAAACUUUCAUUUGAUGAGGAGCACAGACAUGCAAUGAAUGAACUUGGUAGGAAGGCUCCCCGGGGCAUUUCAUCACAGGAGCUAGGGCAGGGGCUUUCAGGGGGACUACAGGCCAUUGCAGAAUUAUUGCAGGUGGACUGUGAAAUGUACGGGCUCACUAAUGACCACUACAGUAUUACGUUACGACGAUAUGCUGGAAUGGCCUUGACAAACUUGACUUUCGGAGAUGUAGCCAACAAGGCUACCCUGUGCUCUAUGAAGGGCUGCAUGAGGGCACUUGUGGCCCAGCUGAAAUCUGAAAGUGAAGACUUGCAGCAGGUUAUUGCAAGUGUUUUGAGGAAUUUGUCUUGGCGAGCAGAUGUAAACAGUAAGAAGACAUUGCGGGAAGUUGGAAGUGUGAAAGCAUUGAUGGAAUGUGCUCUGGAGGUUAAAAAGGAAUCAACCCUCAAAAGUGUAUUGAGUGCCUUAUGGAAUUUGUCAGCACACUGCACUGAGAACAAAGCUGAUAUAUGCGCUGUAGAUGGUGCACUGGCAUUUUUGGUUGGCACACUCACUUACCGGAGCCAGACGAAUACGUUAGCCAUUAUUGAAAGUGGAGGUGGGAUAUUACGCAAUGUGUCCAGCUUGAUAGCUACAAAUGAGGACCACAGGCAAAUCCUAAGAGAGAACAACUGCCUACAAACCUUAUUACAACACUUGAAAUCUCAUAGUUUGACAAUUGUCAGUAAUGCAUGCGGAACUUUGUGGAAUCUCUCGGCAAGAAAUCCCAAAGACCAGGAAGCAUUAUGGGACAUGGGAGCAGUUAGCAUGCUCAAGAACCUCAUUCAUUCAAAGCACAAAAUGAUUGCUAUGGGAAGUGCUGCAGCUUUGAGGAAUCUCAUGGCAAAUAGACCUGCAAAAUAUAAGGAUGCCAAUAUUAUGUCUCCUGGUUCAAGCUUGCCUUCUCUUCAUGUUAGGAAACAGAAAGCCCUGGAAGCAGAAUUAGAUGCUCAGCAUUUAUCAGAAACUUUUGACAAUAUUGACAACUUGAGUCCCAAGGCAUCUCAUCGUAGUAAGCAGAGACACAAGCAAAGUCUUUACGGUGACUAUGUAUUUGAUGCUAGUCGACACGAUGAUAAUAGGUCAGACAAUUUUAAUACUGGAAACAUGACUGUCCUUCCACCAUAUUUGAAUACAACAGUGUUGCCCAGCUCCUCUUCAUCGAGGGGAAGUUUAGAUAGUUCUCGUUCUGAAAAAGAUAGAAGUUUGGAGAGAGAAAGAGGAAUUGGCCUAAGCAGCUACCAUCCAGCAACAGAAAAUCCAGGAACCUCUUCAAAGCGAGGUUUGCAAAUCUCUACCACUGCAGCCCAGAUUGCCACAGUCAUGGAGGAAGUCUCUGCCAUUCAUACUUCCCAGGAAGACAGAAGUUCCGGGUCUACCACUGACUUGCAUUGUGUGCCUGAUGAGAGGAAUGGGCUGAGAAGAAGUUCUGCUACCCACACUCAUUCCAAUGCUUACAAUUUCACUAAGUCAGAAAAUUCAAACAGGACAUGUUCUAUGCCUUAUACCAAACUGGAAUAUAAGAGAUCUUCAAAUGACAGUUUAAAUAGUGUCAGUAGCAGUGAUGGUUAUGGUAAAAGAGGUCAAAUGAAACCCUCAAUUGAAUCAUAUUCUGAAGAUGACGAGAGUAAAUUUUGCAGUUAUGGUCAAUAUCCAGCUGACCUAGCCCAUAAAAUACACAGUGCAAAUCAUAUGGAUGAUAACGAUGGAGAACUUGAUACACCAAUAAAUUACAGUCUUAAAUAUUCAGACGAGCAGUUGAAUUCUGGAAGGCAGAGUCCUUCACAGAAUGAGAGAUGGGCAAGACCCAAACACAUAAUAGAAGAUGAAAUAAAGCAGAAUGAGCCACGACAGUCAAGGAGUCAAAGCACAGCUUACCCCGUGUAUGCCGAGAACACUGAUGAGAAGCACCUCAAGUUCCAGCCACAUUUUGGACAGCAGGAAUGUGUUUCUCCAUACAGGUCCAGGGGAACCAGUGGGUCAGAAGGAAAUCGAGUGGGUUCUAAUCAUGCAGUUAAUCAAAAUGUAAACUCGUCCUUGUGUCAGGAAGAUGACUAUGAAGAUGAUAAACCAACCAACUAUAGUGAACGUUAUUCUGAGGAAGAACAGCAUGGAGAAGAAGAAAGACCAACAAAUUAUAGCAUGAAGUAUAAUGAAGAAAAACAUCAUGUGGAUCAGCCUAUUGAUUAUAGCUUAAAAUAUACCACUGACAUUCCUUCCUCACAGAAGCCACCAUUUUCAUUCUCAAAGAGUUCAUCUGCACAAAGCACUAAAAGUGAACACAUCCCUGCAAGCAGUGAGAACACAGCUACCCCUUCAUCUACCGCCAAGAGGCAGAAUCAGCUCCACCCGAGUUCAGCACAGAGUAGAAAUGCUCAGACCCAAAAAGCUACCGCUUGCAAAGUUCCCUCUAUCAACCAGGAAACAAUACAGACAUACUGUGUAGAAGACACUCCGAUAUGUUUCUCACGGUGCAGUUCAUUAUCAUCUUUGUCAUCAGCUGAAGAUGAAAUAGGGUGUGAUCAGACAACACAGGAAGCAGUUUCCACUAAUACUCUGCAGAUAGCAGAAAUAAAAGAAAACAGUGGAGCUAGAUCCACAGAAGAUCCUGUGAGUGAAGCUCCAGCAGUGUCCCAGCAUGUAAGAACCAAAUCCAGCAGACUCCAGGCUUCUGGUUUGUCGUCAGAAUCAGCCAGGCAUAAAGCUGUUGAAUUAUCUUCAGGGGCCAAGUCUCCCUCCAAAAGUGGUGCUCAGACCCCCAAGAGCCCACCAGAGCACUAUGUUCAGGAGACUCCACUCAUGUUCAGCAGAUGCACUUCUGUCAGUUCACUGGAUAGCUUUGAGAGUCGUUCUAUUGCCAGCUCUGUGCAGAGUGAGCCAUGCAGUGGAAUGGUGAGUGGCAUUAUUAGCCCCAGUGACCUUCCUGAUAGCCCUGGACAAACCAUGCCACCAAGCAGAAGUAAGACCCCUCCACCACCUCCUCAGGCAGUUCAAACCAAGCGAGAGGUACCCAAAAAUAAAGUUCCAACUGCAGAAAAGAGAGAGAGUGGACCUAAGCAGGCAGCUGUGAAUGCUGCGGUUCAGAGGGUCCAGGUUCUCCCAGAUGCUGAUACGUUAUUACAUUUUGCCACAGAAAGUACUCCAGAUGGAUUUUCUUGUUCAUCUAGCCUGAGUGCUCUGAGCCUCGAUGAGCCAUUCAUACAGAAAGAUGUGGAGUUAAGAAUCAUGCCUCCGGUUCAGGAAAAUGACAAUGGAAACGAAACAGAACCAGAGCAGCCUGAAGAAUCGAGUGAAAUCAAGGAGAAGGAGGCAGAAAAACCUACUGAUUCCGAAAAAGAUCUGUUGGAUGACUCAGAUGAUGAUGAUAUCGAAAUACUUGAGGAAUGUAUUAUUUCUGCCAUGCCAACGAAGUCAUCACGCAAAGCUAAAAAGCUAGCCCAGACUGCUUCAAAACUGCCACCACCCGUGGCAAGGAAACCAAGCCAGCUGCCUGUGUACAAACUUCUGCCAUCACAAAACAGGUUACAAGCACAGAAGCACGUUAGUUUUACCCCAGGGGAUGAUAUGCCACGGGUGUAUUGUGUAGAAGGGACACCCAUAAACUUCUCCACAGCCACAUCUCUCAGUGACCUCACAAUAGAAUCUCCUCCAAAUGAGUUAGCUGCCGGAGAAGGGAGUGGAGCAGGGGCACGGUCGGGUGAAUUUGAAAAGCGAGACACCAUUCCCACGGAAGGCAGGAGCACAGAUGAGGCGCAGAGAGGGAAUGCCUCAGCGAUGGCGAUGCCGGAGUUGGAUGACAAUAAAACAGAGGAAGGUGACAUUCUUGCUGAAUGCAUUAACUCUGCUAUGCCCAAAGGAAAAAGUCACAAGCCUUUCCGUGUGAAGAAGAUAAUGGACCAGGUCCAGCAAGCAUCUGUGUCUUCAUCUGGAGCUAACAAAAAUCAAUUAGAUGGUAAGAAAAAGAAACCCACUUCCCCAGUAAAACCUAUGCCACAAAGCACUGAAUACAGAGCACCUGUGAGAAAAAACACAGACUCAAAAAAUAAUUUAAAUGCUGAAAGAACUUUCUCAGACAAUAAAGAUUCAAAGAAACAGAACUUGAAAAAUAAUUCCAAGGACUUCACCGAUAAGCUGCCAAAUAAUGAAGAUCGAGUCAGAGCAAGUUUUCCUUUUGAUUCGCCUCAUCAUUACACACCUAUUGAAGGAACUCCUUACUGUUUUUCACGAAAUGAUUCUUUGAGUUCUCUAGAUUUUGAUGAUGAUGAUGUUGACCUUUCCAGGGAAAAGGCUGAAUUAAGAAAGGGGAAAGAAAACAAGGAAUCAGAAGCUAAAGCUACUAGCCACACGGAGCUGACUUCAAACCAACAAUCAACUAACAAGACACAAGCUAUCACUAAACACCCAGUAGGUCGAGGUCAGCAGAAGCAAUCCACUUUUCCCCAGCCAUCCAAAGACAUACCAGACAGAGGGGCAGCAACGGAUGAGAAAUUACAGAAUUUUGCUAUUGAAAAUACUCCAGUUUGUUUUUCUCGUAAUUCCUCUCUGAGUUCUCUCAGUGACAUUGACCAAGAAAACAACAACAAAGAAAAUGAACCUAUCAAAGAAAAUGAGCCCCCUGACUCACAGGGAGAACCGAGUAAACCUCAGGCAUCAGGUUAUGCCCCUAAAUCCUUUCAUGUGGAAGAUACACCUGUCUGUUUCUCAAGAAACAGCUCUCUUAGUUCCCUUAGCAUUGAUUCUGAAGAUGAUCUGCUGCAGGAAUGCAUAAGUUCUGCAAUGCCAAAAAAGAAAAAGCCCUCAAGACUCAAGGGUGAUAAUGAAAAGCAGAGUCCCAGAAAUACAGGUGGUGUCUUAGCUGAGGAUUUGACACUGGAUUUGAAAGAUAUACAGAGACCAGAUUCAGAACAUGGGUUAUCCCCAGAUUCAGAAAACUUUGACUGGAAAGCUAUUCAGGAAGGUGCAAAUUCCAUAGUGAGUAGUUUACACCAGGCUGCUGCUGCUGCGUGCCUGUCCAGGCAGGCUUCGUCAGACUCAGACUCCAUCCUUUCACUGAAAUCAGGAAUCUCACUGGGAUCACCAUUUCACCUUACACCUGACCAAGAGGAAAAACCCUUCACAAGUAACAAAGGCCCACGGAUUCUAAAACCUGGUGAGAAAAGUACCUUGGAAACUAAAAAAAUCGAAUCUGAAAAUAAAGGAAUCAAAGGAGGAAAAAAGGUUUACAAAAGUUUGAUUACUGGGAAAGUUCGAUCUAAUUCAGAAGUUUCAGGCCAAAUGAAGCAGCCCCUUCCACCAAACAUGCCUUCAAUCUCUCGAGGUAGGACAAUGAUUCAUAUUCCAGGAGUUCGAAAUAGCUCUUCAAGUACAAGUCCUGUUUCUAAAAAAGGCCCGCCCCUUAAGCCUCCAGCCUCUAAGAGCCCUAGUGAAGGUCAGACGGCCACCACUUCUCCUAGGGGGGCCAAGCCAUCAGCAAAGACAGAAUUAAGUCCUGUUCCCCGCCAGACAUCCCAAACAGGUGGGUCAAACAAAGGGUCUUCCAGGUCAGGCUCUCGAGAUUCCACUCCUUCAAGACCUUCCCAGCAACCACUGAGUAGACCUAUGCAGUCUCCAGGGCGCAACUCAAUUUCCCCUGGUAGAAACGGAAUAAGUCCUCCUAACAAACUAUCUCAACUGCCGAGGACGUCCUCCCCCAGUACUGCUUCAACUAAGUCCUCAGGUUCUGGGAAAAUGUCCUAUGCAUCCCCAGGCAGGCAGAUGAGCCAGCAGAACCUUACGAAACAAACAGGUUUGUCCAAGAAUGGCAGUUGUAUCCCAAGAAGUGAGUCUGCCUCCAAAGGAUUGAAUCAGAUGAACAAUGGCAAUGGAUCCAAUAAGAAGGUAGAACUUUCUAGAAUGUCUUCAACUAAAUCAAGUGGAAGUGAAUCUGAUAGAUCAGAGAGACCUGUGUUAGUACGCCAGUCAACUUUCAUCAAAGAAGCCCCAAGCCCAACCCUAAGAAGAAAACUGGAAGAAUCUGCUUCAUUUGAGUCUCUUUCUCCAUCUUCCAGACCAGAUUCUCCCACAAGGUCCCAGGCUCAAACUCCAGUGUUAAGUCCUUCCCUUCCUGAUAUGUCUCUGUCCACACACUCAUCUGUUCAGGCUGGUGGGUGGCGGAAACUCCCACCUAACCUCAGUCCCACUGUAGAGUAUAAUGAUGGCAGGCCCGCGAAGCGUCAUGACAUAGCACGCUCCCAUUCAGAAAGUCCUUCCAGACUUCCUGUCAACAGGUCAGGAACCUGGAAACGGGAGCACAGCAAACACUCAUCAUCCCUUCCUCGAGUAAGCACAUGGAGAAGAACUGGAAGUUCCUCUUCAAUUCUUUCUGCAUCGUCAGAAUCCAGUGAAAAAGCAAAAAGUGAGGAUGAAAAACAUGUAAACUGUAUUUCGGGAACCAAGCAAAAUAAAGAAAACCAAGUGUCCACAAAAGGGACAUGGAGGAAAAUAAAAGAAAAUGAAAUUUCCCCCACAAACAGUACUUCUCCGGCCACUUCCUCAGGUGCUGCAAAUGGUGCUGAAUCAAAGACUCUGAUUUAUCAAAUGGCACCCGCUGUUUCUAAAACAGAGGACGUUUGGGUGAGGAUUGAGGACUGUCCCAUCAACAACCCCAGAACCGGAAGAUCUCCCACAGGUAAUACUCCCCCUGUGAUCGACAGUAUUUCAGAAAAGGGAAAUCCAAACGGUAAAGAUUCAAAAGAUAAUCAGGGAAAACAAAAUGUGGGUAAUGCCAGUGCUCCCACGAAUACCAUGGGUUUGGAAAACCGUCUGAACUCCUUUAUUCAGGUUGAUGCCCCAGACCAAAAAGGAGCUGAGAUGAAACCGGGACAGAGUAAUCCUGUCCCUACCUCCGAGACUACCGAGAGCUCCUUAGCGGAGCGCACCCCAUUCAGUUCCAGCAGCUCCAGCAAACACAGUUCACCUAGUGGGACUGUGGCUGCCAGAGUGACUCCUUUUAAUUACAACCCCAGCCCUAGGAAAAGCAGCGCAGAUAGCACUUCAGCCCGGCCGUCUCAGAUCCCAACACCAGUGAAUAACAACACAAAGAAACGAGAUUCAAAAACCGACAGCACAGAAUCCAGUGGAACCCAAAGUCCCAAGCGCCACUCUGGUUCUUACCUUGUGACGUCUGUGUGAGAGAGCUGGGACGACGAUGGAGGAGUUCACGCGCUCAUUUUACUUGCUAGAUAGAAAUUCUGUUUCAAAUGAAACUAAAAGACUGAAAAAUUUUGUAAAUAGGUUUGAUUCUUGUUGGAGGGUUUUUGUUCUGGAAGCCAUAUUUGAUAGUAUACUUUGUCUUCACUGGUCGUUAUUUUGGGAGGCACUCUUGAUAGUUAAGAAAAAAAAAGGUAAAGCCAAGUAUAUUUGUACAGUAUGUUUUACAAGUAUUUAAGUAGAAUAUCAUCCCAUCAUCCUUUAAUUAUUGCUUGUCUUAACACUACAUAGAAAAUGAUAUAUUGCUGUUAUCAAUCAUUUCUAAUUAUAAACUGACUAAACUUACAUCAGGGAGAAAUUGGUAUUUAUGCAAAAAAAAAAAAACAAAACGUUUUAGUCCUUGUGAAUCCAUCUAAUGUCAUAACUAAUCAUGUGGCUAUGAAAUUCACAGAAAUAUGGUUCCCGGUGAACAAGUUUACCCAGCCUGCUUUGCUUUAUUGCAUGAAUGAAACUGAUGGUUCAAUUUCAGAAGAAAUGAUUAACAGUUCUGUGGUCACAUGAUGUGCAUAGAUAGCUACAGUGUAACAAUUUACACUAUUUUGUGCUCAAAACAACAACAAAAAUCUGUGUAACUGUAAAACAUUGAAUGAAACUAUUUUACCUGAACUAGAUUUUAUCUGAAAGUAGGUAGAAUUUUUGCUAUGCUGUAUCUUGUUGUAUAUUCUGGUAUUUGAGGUGAGAUGGCUGCUCUUUUAUUAAUGAGACAUGAAUUGUGUCUCAACAGAAACUUAAAAGGACAUUUCAGAAUAAAUUAUUGCUGUAUGUAAACUAUGACUGAAAUUGGUAUUUGUUUGAAGGGUCCUAUUUCACAUUUGUAUUAAUAAUUGUCAAAAGACCUCUUUAAAAAGCUUAUAUAAAUUUUUUUCUUCUGAUUCUAUGCAUUAAGAGUAACAUUCCUCUUACUGUAAUAAAAACAAUUGAAGAAGACUGUUGGCACUUAACCACUCCUGAAAUUUACUUCUCUUGAUUUGAUUAGCACUUCCAGGUGUGGAAUACUUUUUCCCUUUCUGUUACAUUACCUGACUCCACUGGAUCUCAGUGACAAUGAAAUCAUGCCACAGUGGCGUGAUCUACCCCACAUGGGAUCAGGCAUCGAACAUCAAAGGCCACGCAGAACUUUUUCUUAAUAGAAUUCUGUGCCUGAAAAAUUACUCUUAGGCACAAGUGGUCCCUUUACAGUGUGACUGUCUUGCCCCUUCCUAAUCCCCAUACUGUCACUGGGUCUGAAGUGAACACCUCUUUCCACUCUGUGUGUUACGGCACAGUACCCACCGCCAGGUAAAGCCAGCGUGUUACCAUGAUCAGAGAAUACAGCCCCAUGCGACAUCAGGGUAGAUUUGCUACCUAUCUAAUAUACUCAGCAGAAGAAUCUAAAUUCUCUGUUAAGGAGAGCUCUCUGUUUCAGUGGGUACAGUUGCAGGGUGUGUUUGAAGUGCCUCUAUGGCUGGAAGAGGCCUUCUUUAAGAACAGAGUGGUGCAGUUGUUAACAAAGAUAAUUUAUAUAUUAUAUAUUCCCUGAAUUUGUCCAAGGUUGGAGGGUCACCAUGAUGAUAAAUGCUCACAUUUGUUGAAUAACUGGGAGAAUUUAUUUUUAAAGAUAAAGAUCUGCAGUCUGUACUCAGGAAGGGAACAGACACUUAGGAGUGGUGGAGCACUGGGAAGAGGAGGGAGAAAGGACGAAUCACACCUCGCUGGUGCCCUAGAGACCUAUCCUGUAGUUACCUGUGCUCACAAGUUACAGAUGAAAUGCCAGUCAGUAAUAAAGUGCUGCGAUUUUAACUCGAUUAUGGAGAGAGAGGGGACAUUAGAAUUAAGUUACCUUUUAAUCCAGUGAAAGAGGUGGGGUGUUGUGAAUUCUGGAGAUGAAAGAAGAGUUCUCUCCCUGUGCCAGAAAAGUGAAUUCCUGCAGGCAGCACCAGCGGGAGACCCCUGGGCUCCACUGCUGCGGAGGUAACGGCCGUUGGAGGAGGUGACAGCCCUGGCCUAGAGAAAGGACAAGACAGGCCUGCUUCUGGAAGCCCACAGGAUGCUUCCAUGGCUGGGGGCAGGCCCCGGGGUCCCUGCUGAGGCCUGCUGUGCAGGACGUGGAAGCCUGGCGUGUGUUACUAAGAGGGUUGGUUGGUUUGGGGCUGUAGAGGUGAGGUGGAGGGGCAGUGUCCUAGCUCACUCUGGGCUGCAGCACACAAGUCUCGAGGCAGUGGUUUCCAAAUCAGGGCAUUGGAGUCCCCAGAAUGCUUAUUAAGACCUUACGGACCACAUCCCCGUAGGGACUGACCCCAGCUUUGUGGAGGAGCCCACGGGUGUGCAUUUCACUCGAGGCAGUGGUUUCCAAAUCAGAGUGCAUUGGAGUCCCCAGAAUGCUUAUUAAGACCUUACGGACCACAUCCCCGUAGGGACUGACCCCAGGUUUGUGGAGGAGCCCACGAGUGUGCAUUUCCAGCUGUGUGUUGGGAACUGAACUUGGAACCGCAGCCUGAGCUGUCCCAGGGAGCUCCCAUGCUUGCCCUCAGCUCGAGCAGUUCAGCAACUGACGCUGCAGUCUGACAGAGUACACCAACAAAAAAACUUCCCACUCUAAGCAAAAGAUUUGACUGUUGAGCUUUCCAACCCAGAUAGAGCCCAUCUCAACUCCCAAGAGCAGGCAAACUUGGCAGACAUGGAUAAACAGGGUCUGAAGGCUCAGCUGAUGGUCCCUUUGAAGCAGUGUGUUGGAGAAAGCUGUUCAGCCUUCCGUGAACACCUGGGUGCACAUAAGACCAGAAGAAACUGACAGCUUUGGGAUGAGAAAAGAAUGAUUUCACUUGAAGGGAAAAUGUGUACAGUGGAUUAACAUGCAGUGAUAACCAGUUAAUUGGGAAUCGGAUUGAUGUUUGAGGAUAAACUACCGAUUACCAGGCACUAAAAGGAAAGGUACUGCAAGGGACAGAAUGAAACGAUGUAAAAGUCAAGUCCCAAAAGGGUACAGUCAGAGUUUCUUGGUUGUGUGCUACCCCAGAUUAAUCAAAUGAAGGGGUGGAGUCCAUUGCUGAGGACAAGGAGAUCCCGAUGCACUCUCCAAAUCCCUGUAGUGGUUUCUUCCUAGGGAAGGAAAAGGGUGCCUGGAAUGGGAAAGGUGCCUCACCCAGAGCUGCAGAAGUAGUCAGAUCAUUAGUGGAUACCAAAUAAAAAUAAUUCCUCAAAGGUCAUGACUGAAAUAGUGUAUAAUUUUUUUCAUUUCUAAUAAGCCCAUCUCCUUCCUGUUGUGCUGACUAAAAUACUCCUUUGUAAUGCUGAAACCCAUGGACUAUGGCUACCCAGGUCAUCUUCCUGCCAUUCUCAUAACUCUGUGGUCUAUGAAAUAUAUUCUGCUUUUUGUUAGACCGUUGAUGCUUCUUUCAACCUGUAUGUUUUAUAUGUAUAAUAUUGUUCUUGGUGCUAAAUACACUUUACUUUUCUCUGA
Lepus europaeus (European hare) is the source of this 12392-nucleotide messenger RNA. It is a transcript of the gene APC, whose product is annotated as APC regulator of WNT signaling pathway. NCBI's taxonomy places the organism in Eukaryota, Metazoa, Chordata, Mammalia, Lagomorpha, Leporidae. The record is from RefSeq and is a predicted model, not a curated record. The coding region runs from base 305 to 8875 and encodes 2856 amino acids. Gene Ontology annotation, biological process: nervous system development; pattern specification process; Wnt signaling pathway. The transcript has 17 exons. Gene Ontology annotation, cellular component: cytoplasmic microtubule; catenin complex; beta-catenin destruction complex. Gene Ontology annotation, molecular function: gamma-catenin binding; beta-catenin binding; microtubule binding.